AUGAACAAAAUUUUCCUGUUUCUAGGAAUAGCAACUCUAGUUUUAUCAAAUUAGUAUGUGCCAAUUCCAAAUAAACCAUUGGGAGUUAGUAAAGGAGAUUCCAAAAAAUUAAUAAUUGAAGCAUUUUUUGAUUUAUAAUGUCCAGAUAGCAGGAAUUCAUUCAGAAUCUUAGAUCAGGUCUUAUAAUAAGGUUAUGGAACAUAGUAUCAUAUUAUUUAAUCUUAGAUUUAAAUAUACUAUUCAUAUGUUUCCUCUUCCAUAUCAUAGAGCAGCAUUCCCAGAAGCUUAAGGAUUUGCAUUUUUAUCUGAAAUUAAUACAGAAGCAGCCUACUUAUUUGCAAAAACUAUAUUUGAUAAUUAAGAGACACUUGCAGAAGCAGCAACAUUAGAUUGGACUUGGCAAGAAAUAUUAAAUAAAGUGGCUUAAUUUGCUAAAGAGAAUGUGUAUCCAUAAUAUUAGUAUGAUGAAGUCAAAUUUGCCAAAUCACUUUUACCAGGCACUGAUUGGAAUUUGAAGGCUAGAUAUUGGUGGAAAUAUGGUACUUAUAGAACAGUUUCUGGUGCACCCAUUUUUAUAGUUAAUGGAGUUAUAUUGAAUGGAGCAGAAGAGUAUGAUGUUCAAGAAUGGAUUGAUUUUAUUAAUCAAAAAAAUCCUAAAAGUGUUAAGGAAUUAUGA
This is a messenger RNA of Paramecium primaurelia, 676 nucleotides long. Lineage: Eukaryota; Ciliophora; Oligohymenophorea; Peniculida; Parameciidae. The record is from the annotation of a GenBank genome assembly.